AGAUUUUGUUGCUGCUGGGCUACCAGGAAAAGCCCGCUCCGGAUAUGGCGGAUGCGUGGCUGUCCUGCCUCUUCGCAUAUUUGUCAACAAGGUAUCGUCGUCUCAGAGAGGAAGGUCAUUCCCUCACACGUCCGAAAUCGGCAAAAAGAGCCCAGAUGCAAGCCAAGCAACCUGGACGCAAUUGAUUUUCAUGAUUCGUAUGCUACU
Messenger RNA from Cylicocyclus nassatus, 207 nucleotides. The record is from the annotation of a GenBank genome assembly. Lineage: Eukaryota; Metazoa; Nematoda; Chromadorea; Rhabditida; Strongylidae.